GCAGAGGCAGACGAUUACAAGGACUAGGUGUGGAGAGGGAUGAGGAGACGUGACUUCUCUCUCUACAAGGAGUAUGCCACUGAUAGAUGUCCUGAUUUCAAGGACUAUCCCUGGUCGGAGAAGAAUGAGGUCGUGGCUGAGGAAGUGAAGGAGAUACGGGACAUGGUGAAGAGAUUAACGAGACAGAUUACAGAGAUUGUGACCGCCACAGGGGCCACAGCCUACCGGGACAAACCUGGAGGGCCCUAUUCACUUCGCUGGGACCGUAGGAAUAACGAUCCUUGGAGGAGUGUCGAGGAUAGAAAUCCUCGGAUGCUGAUUGAUUAUCGUACGAGGGGGAGAGAGAGAGGCGAUGAAUUAUGGCAACGUAGAGACGAUGAGAUAGACCGAGACCGCAGAGAUCGCGAGCUGUUUGUGCGAGCAAGGAGGCUAGAUGAUUACCCCCAAAGCCCUCGCUAUGAGGCCGAUCGGGGUAGAGGCGACUCCCGUGGCCGAUGGGAGAGGGACGGCAGAUACGAGAGAUCGGACCGGGAUGGAUAUAGGGACGACAGAUACGAAAGGUCGGGUCGAGAUGGCUACAGAGGGAGUAGAUAUGAGAGAGGAGAUCAGGACUGGGAACGACAAGGUGGGACACGCGGACGGUUUGAGCGCGGGGGAGAUGCGAGAGAGCAGCGCGACGAGACGCGAGGAUGGUACAACCGUGGGGACCGACGCGAUGAGUCACGAGGACGCUAUGACUCGGGGGACUGCCGGAAUGACUCGCGAGGGCAGUAUGAGCGAGGAGGGUCUGGAGGAGACUGGCGCAACGAUUCGCGCAGUCGGAAUGAGAGAGGGGGAUAUGGUGUCUCAUCAGAACCAUAUCCAAAGUCGCCUGACCCCAACGCGGCCAGGAAUUCGAUGUCUAGAGGUGCAGACGACAGGGAGUCUACUCCCAGGAACUCAUGCGUCUACUGUAGAGGAGAAGAUCAUAUCAAGAGGGAUUGCCCGGACCUCAAAUGGGCAAUAGAUGAGGGGUUUGUCGUGCUUGACGACCGCAAGUACGUCAAGUGGGCAGAUGAUCUGGGAGAUGUAUCAAUGUUUCCUUCGAUGAAGGAGAACGUCGAAGCAAGGAGAAUAAAGACGAGUAAAGGAAUGAAGCCGGUCAGGAGCCAGAGUAUCAAGAUAAUCUUUGAGGGGGAUAUCGCGACCACACCCAUAAGGGUGGGAGCCACCAAGUCGGCGAGAGCGUUUACAUCGAAGAAAACUGACACGGAUUACGUGAUGGCAGAGAAGGACGGGCAGCGGGUCGAUGGAGAGGAGGUUAUCCUUUCRCCUCGAAAGCGGGGAGUGAAGAAGUUCUUAAUGAAGAGUUCGCUGGACGAGAUUGACACGGCCGAGCCACUGAGGAGGGCCCUUCGACAACCCAUGCAGUGCUGUAUUCUGGAGUACCUGGCGGCAUCGAAGCCGGCUCGUGAUGAGUUACAGAUGAUCACGCAGAAGACUCGCAUACCUCUAUCGGAGGAGGGUCAGGGGCCCCUAAGGCGGAAGCUUCUACAGUAGCAGUAACGGGGGCGACUGCCAGAGCGGAUCACAUGGCGAC
Chara braunii is the source of this 1579-nucleotide messenger RNA. The record is from the annotation of a GenBank genome assembly. NCBI's taxonomy places the organism in Eukaryota, Viridiplantae, Streptophyta, Charophyceae, Charales, Characeae.